This is a messenger RNA of Musca vetustissima, 1768 nucleotides long. Its product is annotated as transcription factor grauzone-like. Gene Ontology annotation, molecular function: DNA-binding transcription factor activity; zinc ion binding. The transcript is spliced from 5 exons. The coding region runs from base 2 to 1768 and encodes 588 amino acids. Lineage: Eukaryota; Metazoa; Arthropoda; Insecta; Diptera; Muscidae. The record is from RefSeq and is a predicted model, not a curated record. Gene Ontology annotation, cellular component: nucleus.
AAUGUUGUGCUGUGUUUGUCUCCUGGAAAACACCAAUACCAUGGGUAUUUACGAGGAGGAUGGCAAGAAAUUGAAAAUGUCAGAAAUCAUACAACAACAUUUGUGGUUUAAGCCCAUGGAAAAUGAUGAACUGAGAUCCCAUAUAUGUUUCGUGUGCUGGGAACGUAUCAAUGACUUCCAUGAAUUCUAUGAACAAGCCGAACGAAUACAUGCCGAAUAUCAACUUAACAAAAAACAACACAAAUUGUUGAAUGUUAUUAAACAGGAGGAGAUACCAACUAGCACAAAUUCCAUUAAACAGGAACACGAUGAAGUGUUCAGUGAUAUACUGCAAUUAGAAAUUGAAAUUGGUGAUACGCCAAAAAGCGGUAAUGUCGACGAAAAACCUGAAAAGAAUCCCUUGGAGGAUUUUCAAAAGGAUAUGGAAGGUGAAAUCGAUGGCAAAUUGGAAGAUGAGGAUAUUCAAGUAAUGGAUAUAUGGCAAAGUAAUCCUUUGGAUGAUGAGCAAAAAUCUCAUGCAACGGAUAGUGAAUCUGAAAAUGAGGGAUCUAAUUAUGAGGACGAUGAUGACGACGAGGACGAUGAAGGACAAUCCGCUGAAUACAGUGAUGAGGAGUCUACAUCCCACGGAGAAGAAGAGGAAGGCACUGUCAAGCAAGAGCAGCAGGAGGAGAAGAAGAAAAAACCCACUCAAAACCGAAAACGGAAAACCAAAUCAUCGUCUGGCAAGCAAACAACCGAUGAUGUUAAGAAAAAACGUAAAGUGCAAUAUCGAUUCGAUCAUCAACAUACCGAGGAGAUGAUACAGAAACACAUACCAAUGGGUUGUAGUUUGUGUGUGUUUGUGGGUAAGACAUUUGCUGACAUUGUCGGUCACUUUAAGGAAUUCCAUCCAAAGAUACGACCCUAUAUUAUGUGCUGUGAUAAAAAGUUUACAAAACGAUUUUAUGUGGCACAGCAUGCUCUCAAGCAUGAGGAUCCCAAUUGUUUUAAGUGUAACGAGUGCAAUAAAUCAUUUACCACAACAUGUGGUCUGAGGGCACAUAACUUGAAUUAUCAUGCCCCCGAAGAAGAGCGAACCUAUGCCUGCGAUUUGUGUCCCAAAAAGUUUGCCCGACAAAAUCUAUUGGAAUUGCAUAAACCCUCACAUAUACCACGCGAACAGUGGCAAUUCUUUUGUGACAAAUGUCCAGCACCAAAGGCAUUUGCCAGUUUGUAUUUGCUGAACAUACACACAAGUAUGCAACACAAACGAGCCAAACACAUUUGUCAUGUCUGUGCCAAAGAGAUACGUGAUAAACAUUCGUUCGAGAAGCAUGUUCGAUUGCAUUUCGAACAGAGCGGACCCCGUGUACCAUGUCCCUAUCCCGACUGUGAUAGUUGGCUAAAAGAUGAGGAUAAUUUAAAGCAGCACCUGAAACGACACAAUCCCGAGGGUAUUAUCUAUAAGUGUCCCGAAUGUGAUAAAGUGGUGAAAAAUCGUCGUGCCCUGACAAAUCAUAAACGUUACAGUCAUUCCAAUGCCACAUUUCAGUGUGAACAAUGUGAUAAAACGUUUAAGAAAGCAAUUUCAUUAAGGGAGCACAUGACCCAGCAUACGGGUGAAACCCUAUACAAAUGUCCAUUUUGUCCGCGAACCUUUAAUUCAAAUGCCAAUAUGCAUGCUCAUAAAAAACGGGCCCAUCCCAUCGAAUGGGAGGAGUGGCGUAGAAAUAAAACUGGCAGUGCUCAAGUUUUAAUAAAAAAUCAAAAUCUUAGUUCUUUGUAA